Molecule: messenger RNA, 5095 nt
Organism: Chanos chanos (milkfish)
Lineage: Eukaryota; Metazoa; Chordata; Actinopteri; Gonorynchiformes; Chanidae
Gene: sh3tc1
Product: SH3 domain and tetratricopeptide repeats 1
Exons: 17
Coding region: 330-4325 (1331 amino acids)
Molecular function (GO): protein binding
Source: RefSeq, a predicted model, not a curated record
AAAAAAAAAAGAAAGAAAGAAAAAAGUUUGCCUUCUUUGACAAGUACCGGAUUCCGCGCACCCGUUGGGGCCGCCUCCUUUUGCGAUUACUGUAUUAAAGUUUAUCCUUUUCCUUUUGUCUUUUGUACCCAGUACAUUCCUGUUACGCGCUUAGCCAAUACUCAGAUGUAAUUACCUCUAGAUGUAGCCUGCUCACUUCAGUCCGUCUGUCUGCGUAUUUUAUUACGGAAUCUGCGUACAGGGAGCAGAGCGCGUGAUGCGGUGCACACAGAAGUCGGCUCCACAAGGAAUACGGUUCAAGAAUAAACGCGAGUUAACUUCCAGUCAAAAUGACAACUGUUGCUCACAGACACUCUAUAGCUGGAAACGGAGUAGAGUCUGAUAUACGACGUGGAUCCGUUCGCCGCGAGCUUUCUUUCGAGUAUACUGGCAAUGAAUUGGUCAUGAACAAGGACACCUUGAAAAGCAUGGAACGUAAGUUCUCAAGAGGAACAGGUAGUCUAAGAGGAAACUCUGCUGCCACAGAAGACAAUUUCCCCACAGUGCUGGCUCUGCAGCUGGCCAUGGUGGAGGGGCCAGAUCGACUUCCUGCCGAUGAGAGCGCACAGGAAGUGCUGAGAGGGAAGCUCCGUUUGCUGGAGGCUGAGUCGACACAGGUCACGACCCUGAUCUCGGAACUUUCAGCACACUUGGUAUCCAUCAACAGUCAAGAAAGAACUAUACUCGUCACGUUUAAAACGUUUGAAGAGAUAUGGAAGUUCACCACUUACCACAAACUGGGUUUCUUGGGUCAGUGUAUGGAGGAUCUGCUCCUGGAUCAGGAGUUCUGGCUGAGCUCCUUGAACCAGGAGGAUUCUGGAAUUGAAAUCUCGAUUAAAGAGGAAACUCUAAACCUGAUGCGUAAAGCCAUUCUCAUGCUAGAAGGGUCCUUUUUUGGAAUCUGCAGUGCAAACCAGAUGUUUGACAGCUCCACGUCUGGCAGUGACCUGUACUUGGAGAAAGGGGAUAUUGCCCUGUUUGAACCACCUUUCCUGGGCUCGGGGUGGACUGUACUAUCCCUGACAGACGGAUCAAGGGGAACCAAACCCAAACCGGCACUGGAACCCGUGAAUCCCUUUCACGAGUGGUUUCUGAAGUCCGUUUCAGAAAACGUUUUAGUUGGUGGAGGAAAGCUGACUUGCAGUUUUCCCUUUGAGUUCGCUGUAGGCACCUGUGAGGCGACGGAGGAGUACUAUGGCGAGGGGCCAGACGAGCUCAGCUUUUCGGCUGGUGAUCUGAUCGUCAUCCAGGGCCUUCUGGUGUCCUGUUUCGAGUGGUUCAUGGGAAAACUGGAGAGGACGGGCAACGUGGGACUGGUCAGGACCAGUCUAGUCAAAGCCACUGAUUUACUUUGUGAAUCCACUGAGAUCUUUUUGGAAGAAGAGGAUAAAAGGAUUGUGAACCUUGACCAAGAGAAAAUCAAAGAAGAGACAAUUGCCUUCUUGACAAAAACAUGCCAGAGUGACGUAGCCAAGAUCUACAAACUUGAUCUGACAAAUCUUAAUGGAGUUCCAGGUGUAAAUCAGAAUAGCUGUUCCAGAAGUAAUGAUCUGAACACUGGAAAUCAGGACAACCACAAAAGAAAAGUGAUGCACAUUUUGAGUCAGGUAAAGGAACUGCAUGGAGAUGCAUCUUCACCAGCGAAACCAAAGCUCAGAAAAGACACAGACACCACCAAGACAGAGGAGCCUGGGAAAGCCCCGUGCUUCACUGUGUGCUCCGACCAUAACGGCCCCAACACAGAGAGUCUCCAGAACCUUCUUUCUUUCCUGGACAGCCGUGAACAUAAGUCAGAUUUCCGCCUACUCUACAGAGCUUACCCGGAAUUCCUGCUCUCACACUUCCAAGGUCACUGUGACGAGGAACACCUGGUGGCGUUCUUGGGUGAAGCGAGGGAAAUGGCACGAAAACAACGCCUCACCUGGGCACAGAGUCGGAUCUGUUUUCUCCUGGGGCAGCUCUGCGCGGGCAGGUCAAAGUUCUCCCAGGCGCGGGUAUACUACGAGGAAUGUCUCGCCGUGCCCAGAGACAAUUUCACGGACAUGUUUUUUUUGUCAGCCAUUUAUUCCAACCUGACCUUCAUCUAUCUCACGCAGAAAAAUACAGAGAAGUAUUUUGCUCUGUCUGAAUGCUUCGCCGCCCUGUUGAUGGCUGUUCCCGAUGCCCUAUCUGAUCUGGAGGACCCAGAGGUUUUAAAGUACGUCCUGAAGAAAGCCAUUCUUUCCAAGAACCUGUCUGCUGAAGCCCGAGCUUGCUUCCUCUUGGCCAAGCUCCACCUGAAACUGGGAGAGGGGAUGAGCGCGAUACCAUUCGUUGAGCGACUGCAGAUCCUUUCUGACGAGCUGCCCAGAGUCUGUGAGCCGACCCGUAGCCAAGGGUUUCUGUUGCUGGCGAGACUCUACAGCGACCAGGCCCUGCCUCGCCUGGCCGACAGCGUGGCGCGUCACGCUUCGCUCCAAGUCUCGUCCACCGUCUCAGACUGCGUGUGUGGUGUUUCGCUGCUACUGGAGAACGCCCCGCAGCUGUACGGGGUUAGCAUCCCUACACAGGUAGCCCAAUACCUGAUCCGUGCAGCGGCUUUAACUUCAGCUCAUUUGGAGUCCACUCUAGGAUAUGCAUCCGCUCUGUGUCUGUCCUGGCUUUUCCAUAAGCACAGCUUGCCUGACAGGGCGGUUCAUUAUAUGCAGACCCUCCUUGACCAGGCUUUCAUGUCCAGCAUCAACCAGUCAGAUGCAACCACCGCCUUCAUCUGGUUAGCCUGGUUGCACAUAUGCAACGGUCAGCCCUGCAAUGCGUUGGACAUCCUGGACGGAAUUUUAUCUUCCCUUCCGGAGCACUGCACCUCGCAACUGGAGGGCGUGGUCUACAACAUGCAGGCCAUCGCCCUCAGUCACGCCGGGAACGUCCAGCAAGCUGCGAAGAGCUACCAGGCUGCCGUGGAGAUCUCGGAGGAGUUUGAGGAUUACCACAACUGGGCUGUGGCGCUGGCCAACUUUGGGUUCCUGUGCCUGAGGGCCAAGGCAAAACGGCUGGCAGAGAACCACUUAACGCAGGCAGUGGAGCUGUUCUGUCAGCUAGAGGAUGAAAAUCAUGAACUCAGCUUUAUCGCUGUGCUCCUGGAGCUGGGACAGCACUACAUCGCCAACGGUUACCACAACAAAGGGAAGAUCUACUAUGAGUGGGCUCUGCUGAUGGCCAUCCAAGCAAAUCACCCUGAGAGCGAGCUGCAGGCCACCCGUCGUCUGUGUCACCUGUAUGAAGAGGUGUGUCCGGACCAGGCCCAGUGCAUCAUCUAUAACGAACACCAACUGGCCCUCAUUCACCAGACUGGAGACAGGAGCCAGGAGGGAGACAUCUUAGAGAAGAUCAGUCAACUGUAUCUGAGUCUGGGAACUGAGAAGGCAAACAGAUCUGCCUUGGAGCAUACUAAACAGAGUCUGGGAAUCUUCAUCGACCUGGGGAGGAAGAAGAAGGAGGCACACGCCUGGCUGCAGGCGGGAAAGAUCUACCACAUCCUCAGACAGACUGAACUGGUCGACCUUUAUGUGCAGGUGGCACAGGAAGUGGGCCUGGGGACAGGAGACACUGCCUUCAUUUUGGAGCUGCUAGAGGCAGCUGGAGAUGUCUUCUUCAAUGGGACACAAGAAAGAGAAAAGGCUGUCUGUUUCUAUCGGGACCGAGCCCUUCCCAUUGCAGUGAAGACGAGCAGUGUACACUGUCAGCUGAGGCUGUGUAAUAAACUAGCAGAGCUUCUGCUGCAGUUAGGCCAACACAGGGAAGCAGUGGAGUACGCACAGACUGCCCUGGACAUCAGCAUCGGCCUGAAGGAUCAUUUAAAUGAGCGCGUGGCUUACCAUCGGUUGGCAACCCUCUACCACUGCCUGGGUCAGUUUGAGAUGGCAGAACAUCACUUCCUGAAGGCCCUGUCACUCUGUCCCUCACCCCUGCAGUUUGACGAAGAGUCUCUUUAUUAUGUCAGAGUCUACAAGACUCUGGGAGACAUCAUCUUCUACGACCUGAAGGAGCCGUUUGAUGCGGCGGGGUAUUACCACUUAGCCUUAGCCGCUGCCAUGGACCUGGGAAACAAGAAGUCGCAGCUGGCUCUAUGCACUCGCCUGGCAACCGUAUAUCACAACUUUCUGAUGGACCGCGAGCUGUCGCUUCACUUUUACCAAAGAGCGCGAAGCUUCGCCGCAGAUCUCAACGUGCGCCGCAUCAACCUCGCGCCAGACCACAACUUCCGUACCACAUCACAGUACAAGACUACCAUCGGGACUGACAGUUAGAGCCACGUCGUAUGUAGGAGAAAACGCUUGAAAUCUUCAAGUUAAGCUUCCAUCACUGAGCUGAACAAAUCUUUACCAGUGUUCCACAAAGCUCUCCUCAAGCCUCUUUACCCCGGUGGUUCUUUUUCUGCUGCUGUAACAUCCUAAUAUCUAUUCAUGAAGUCCUUGAAAGCGGUCAGAGGCGCUUGUGUAUCAAGAGAAAACGGGUUACAGUCCCUUUCAAUGAAUGGCAACGAUUAUUGUUAGUGUCAAAAUGUUUGUAUGCCCUGAUUUGUGCUAGUUGUGUAUUUAAUGUGUCUAUCGAGUGAAAAAUCAUAUCGUUUACACAGUAUUUUGAAGCUCUUUAGAGGGUCCACGAGACCAGACACAUUUCAGAUAUUUCUGAGAAUGAACCGUCUGUUUCAACGAUGCCAAUAAACGAUAUUUAAAUAAGACCUACAUGGGUUGAUUCAAGCAGCUUUUGGGAAGUCUACCAGAUGUGGGGAAAUUAAUGAUGGAAAAAGACAAGAAUUACUCUGAAUAAUCUUUUCCUGUAAGCAAAUUAACAAUGCUGGUACAAUAUUCCGGGAUUUUGGGGGAGUGAACUGUUGUCUAACUAAUCCGUUAUUACCACGCGGUUGUUCAAAUAUCUUUGGGAUCGUCUCCACUGAAAUGUGUUAUGACUCUUGACCUCAAUAAGAGCAGAUAGAUUUCAAGCUUAACAAGACAUCCCUUAUUUAAGUGCUGAAAAUGAUUGGCAUUGUAGUCUCAAAUAAAUAUGUUCACGGGUG